GCGCACUCCCUGGCGAGACGGAGGCGAGGAGAGACGCGAAUUCUUCCAAAUCCCCGAAAUUUAAGGAAAUAAUUGGUGAAAAUGGUGCAGCAGACGGAGAAAAUGUGGUCCAAGAUGUACGUCUUGAAGAGAGAUGGACGUCAAGAACCUGUUAUGUUCGACAAAAUCACUUCUCGAAUCCAGAAGCUCUGCUAUGGACUCAACAUGGACUUUAUUGAUCCUCCUGCCAUCACCCUUAAAGUGAUCAAUGGGCUGUACUCUGGUGUGACAACCGUAGAAUUGGAUAACCUUGCUGCUGAAACUGCUGCAACAAUGACCACAAAGCACCCUGAUUAUGCUGUGCUUGCUGCCAGGAUUGCUGUGUCAAACCUUCACAAAGAGACCAAGAAGAGUUUCAGCGAGGUAAUGGAAGAUCUUUAUUACAUGGUUGACAAUAAGACUGGGAAUAAGAUGCCCAUGCUUAGUGAACAUUACUACAAGAUCAUCAUGGAGCAUGCAGAUAAACUCAAUUCUGCUAUUAUCUAUGACCGUGACUUUUCUUACAAUUACUUUGGCUUCAAGACUCUGGAGCGUUCUUAUUUGCUCAAGAUCAACGGCAAAGUGGCAGAGCGACCCCAACAGAUGUUGAUGAGGGUUGCAGUGGGUAUCCAUGGUGAGGAUAUUGAUGCAGCUAUUGAGACCUAUAACCUGUUGUCUGAGAAGUGGUUCACACAUGCCUCGCCCACACUCUUCAAUGCUGCUACAAGAAGGCCACAGUUAUCUAGCUGCUUCCUAUUAACAAUGAAGGAUGACAGUAUUGAGGGCAUUUAUGACACUCUUAAGCAGUGUGCUUUGAUCUCCAAGUCUGCUGGAGGCAUUGGGCUGAAUGUGCACUGCAUCAGGUCCAUGGGAAGCUAUAUUGCAGGAACCAAUGGAACUUCUAAUGGUCUUGUGCCCAUGUUGAGGGUGUACAAUAACACAGCACGUUAUGUUGACCAGGGUGGAAACAAGAGGCCAGGUGCAUUUGCCAUCUACUUGGAGCCAUGGCACCCUGAUGUCUUUGAAUUCCUUGAUCUUCGCAAAAAUACUGGAAAGGAUGAACAAAGAGCAAGGGAUCUCUUCUAUGCCUUGUGGAUUCCUGAUCUGUUCAUGCAGCAAGUGGAAUCCAAUGGCGACUGGUACCUGAUGUGCCCUCAUGAAUGCCCAGGACUUCAUGAUACUUGGGGUGAGGAAUUUGAGAAACUCUACCACAAGUAUGUAGAAGAAGGUCGUUACCGUCGCAAAGUGAAGGCACAACAGUUGUGGUAUGCAGUUAUUGAAUCACAGGUGGAGACGGGUACACCAUACAUGUUAUACAAAGAUGCCUGCAAUAGAAAAAGUAACCAGCAGAACCUUGGUACCAUCAAGUGUUCUAACCUUUGUACUGAGAUUGUGGAAUAUUCUUCACCUGAUGAGGUUGCUGUGUGCAAUUUGGCAUCAAUUGCUCUCAACAUGUAUGUCAACCCAGACAAAACUUACAACUUCGCCAAACUGAAGGAGGUUACAAAGGUCAUUACAAGAAAUCUGAACAAGAUUAUUGAUGUCAACUUCUACCCUGUUGAAGAGGCUAAGCGUUCAAACAUGCGCCAUCGACCUAUUGGCAUUGGUGUCCAAGGGCUUGCUGAUGCCUUCAUUCUCAUGAGAUAUCCCUUCGACUCGGAAGAAGCAAAGUUGCUCAACAAGCAGAUCUUUGAGACCAUUUACUAUGGUGCAAUGGAAGCAAGCUGUGAACUAGCCGAGAAAGUUGGUCCUUAUGAAACCUAUGAAGGAUCGCCAGUCAGUAAAGGGAUUUUCCAGUAUGACAUGUGGAACGUAACUCCAACUGACCUGCAUGACUGGGCUGCUCUCAAGGCCAAGGUAGCCAAGUUCGGAGUGCGUAACUCCCUGCUGCUGGCCCCCAUGCCCACUGCAUCCACAGCUCAGAUUCUGGGCAACAACGAGUCCAUUGAAGCUUACACCUCCAACAUCUAUUCUCGUCGUGUCCUCUCAGGAGAGUUCCAGGUUGUAAAUCACCACUUAUUGAGGGAUCUGACUGAACUUGGCCUCUGGGAUGAUGAAACCAAGAAUGAGAUGAUUGCCAAGAAUGGGUCAAUUCAGGGCAUUGCAAAGAUUCCUGAUGACCUGAAGGCCUUGUACAAGACUGUGUGGGAGAUUUCACAGAAAGUAGUAAUCCAGAUGGCAGCUGAUCGUGGUGCCUUUAUCGAUCAAAGUCAGUCGCUGAACAUCCACAUUGCUGAGCCAAACUAUGGAAAGCUUACAUCCAUGCACUUCUAUGCCUGGAAAUUGGGUCUGAAGACUGGCAUGUACUACCUCCGCACUAAGCCAGCUGCCAAUGCCAUUCAGUUUACUGUUGACAAGUCCAAGCUAAAGAAGGCUGAAACUACCAACGGUCAUGCAAAUGGCACUACAAAUGGCACCACCAAUGGCACCUCUAGUGCAUCAAAGCCAGAUGCUAUGAAUAUGGCAGCCAUGGUUUGCUCCCUUGAGAACAAGGACGAGUGCCUCAUGUGUGGAUCGUAAAGUUCAAAGUGAACAAAAAAAACUUCAAGCAAUGUGUUCCCAGUGAUUUCUCCAAAUAUUCUUUUUAACUUCACUGUACAAGCUUUUUUUUCUUUCCUUCUGCUCUUGCAGUUUUCAUUGUGAUAAAUAGUAAGUUAAGUUUGUAUAUUUUGUUACAUGAUUUUAAUUCUGCUUUUUACCUUCCUUUUGAGUUAAAUCUGUCAUGUAUAUUACUUAAGUUCUUUCACUUAAGUUGUGCAUUCACACUUGUGCCUUAUUCUCUCUGCACAACACAACCGAGAGCUAACAUAUCACUGCCAUUAUCUUAAGUAGGUACAUGACUAAGGAAACUUAGGUAUUACUGUACCACUAUAUUUUUACUACUGUGUGUAUUGUAUACAUUUUUUUUUUAUAAAGCAUUUAUAUAUAA
Penaeus indicus is the source of this 2947-nucleotide messenger RNA. RefSeq names its product ribonucleoside-diphosphate reductase large subunit-like (gene RnrL). Gene Ontology annotation, cellular component: ribonucleoside-diphosphate reductase complex. The transcript is spliced from 17 exons. Gene Ontology annotation, molecular function: ribonucleoside-diphosphate reductase activity, thioredoxin disulfide as acceptor; ATP binding. Gene Ontology annotation, biological process: DNA replication; deoxyribonucleotide biosynthetic process. Lineage: Eukaryota; Metazoa; Arthropoda; Malacostraca; Decapoda; Penaeidae. Bases 82 to 2538 code for a protein of 818 amino acids. The record is from RefSeq and is a predicted model, not a curated record.